Messenger RNA from Myotis myotis, 2061 nucleotides. It is a transcript of the gene ME2, whose product is annotated as malic enzyme 2. Gene Ontology annotation, biological process: malate metabolic process; pyruvate metabolic process. The transcript is spliced from 16 exons. Lineage: Eukaryota; Metazoa; Chordata; Mammalia; Chiroptera; Vespertilionidae. The coding region runs from base 230 to 1984 and encodes 584 amino acids. The record is from RefSeq and is a predicted model, not a curated record. Gene Ontology annotation, molecular function: malate dehydrogenase (decarboxylating) (NADP+) activity; malate dehydrogenase (decarboxylating) (NAD+) activity; NAD binding. Gene Ontology annotation, cellular component: mitochondrion.
GGGUCCCCCCGGCUGCCGGAUCCCGCCCUCUCUGUACGUUACUUCAGUGCCAGCCGGCUCCCGGACUGGCCGCUCCGCCGCCGCGCACCUGAGUUGGCACUGCCUCGGGGAGACCCGGCGAAGGGGAGGGCCGGGCCGGAGCUGAUCAUCGCCCGGGCGGGGGCAGGGCCGCGGCCUCUUUGCCGGCAGCACCACCUGUCGCGGAGCGAGACGUCGGGUGAAAGAAAAGAUGUUGUCCCGGUUAAGAGUAGUUGCCACUCCUUGUUCUCUGGCAUGCCGGCGUGUACACACAAAAGAGAAAGGCAAGCCCCUCAUGCUGAACCCAAGAACAAACAAGGGAAUGGCAUUUACAUUACGAGAACGACAAAUGCUUGGUCUUCAAGGACUUCUACCUCCCAAAAUAGAGACACAAGAUAUUCAAGCCUUACGAUUCCAUAAAAAUGUGAAAAAAUUAAAUUGCCCUUUGGAAAAAUACAUCUAUAUAAUGGGAAUACAAGAAAGAAAUGAAAAGUUGUUUUAUAGAAUACUGCAAGAUGAUAUCGAAAAUCUGUUGCCAAUUGUAUAUACACCAACAGUUGGUCUUGCCUGCUCCCAAUAUGGACACAUCUUUAGAAGACCUAAGGGAUUAUUUAUUUCAAUCUCAGACAGAGGUCAUGUUAGAUCAAUUGUGGAUAACUGGCCAGAAAAUCAUGUUAAGGCUGUUGUGGUGACUGAUGGCGAGAGAAUUCUGGGUCUUGGUGAUCUGGGCGUCUAUGGAAUGGGAAUUCCAGUAGGAAAACUUUGCUUGUAUACAGCUUGUGCAGGGAUACGGCCUGACAAGUGCCUGCCUGUGUGCAUUGAUGUAGGAACUGAUAACCCAGCACUGUUAAAAGAUCCAUUUUACAUGGGCUUAUAUCAGAAACGAGACCGAUCACAACGUUAUGAUGAUCUAAUUGAUGAGUUUAUGAAGGCCAUUACUGACAGGUAUGGACGGAAUACACUUAUUCAGUUUGAAGACUUUGGAAAUCAUAAUGCAUUCAGGUUCUUGAGAAAAUAUCGAGAAAAAUACUGUACCUUCAAUGAUGAUAUUCAAGGGACAGCUUCAGUAGCUCUCGCAGGUCUUCUUGCAGCACAAAAAGUUGUUGGUAAAUCACUCUCAGAACACAAAAUCUUAUUUCUUGGGGCAGGAGAGGCUGCUCUUGGAAUUGCAAAUCUUAUAGUUAUGGCUAUGGUAGAAAGUGGCCUCCCAGAAGAAGAGGCACAAAAGAAAAUUUGGAUGGUUGACAAGUUUGGUUUAUUAUAUAAGGGGCGGGAAGCUAAAAUAGACAGUCAUCAGGAAUCAUUUGCUCACUCAGCCCCAGAGAGCAUACCUGAUACUUUUGAAGAUGCAGUAAAGAUACUUAAACCUUCAGCUAUAAUUGGAGUUGCAGGAGCUGGCCGACUUUUCACUCCUGGUGUAAUCAAAACCAUGGCUGAUAUCAACGAAAGGCCUAUAAUCUUUGCAUUAAGUAAUCCUACAGCAAUGGCUGAGUGUACAGCUGAAGAAGCAUAUACACUUACAGAGGGAAGGUGUUUGUUUGCCAGUGGCAGUCCAUUCGAGCCGGUGAAACUAAGUGAUGGGCGAGUGUUCACGCCAGGCCAAGGCAACAAUGCAUAUAUUUUCCCAGGAGUGGCUUUAGCUGUUAUUCUCUGUCACACCCGGCAUAUUAGUGACCAUGUUUUCCUAGAAGCUGCAAAGGCACUGACAAGUCAAUUGACGGAUAAAGAGCUAGCUCAAGGGAGACUUUAUCCCCCUUUUUCCAAUAUUCAGGAAGUUUCCAUUAACAUUGCUAUUAAAGUUACAGAAUACCUGUAUGCUAAUAAAAUGGCUUUCCGAUACCCAGAACCUGAGGACAAGGCCAAGUAUGUUAGAGAAAGAAUAUGGCGAAGUGAAUAUGACUCCAUGCUGCCAGAUAUGUAUGAAUGGCCAGAAUCUGGACAAAGCCCUCCUGUGCUACCAGAAUAGAAGCGCCCACAAAUAAAUAUUGUCCGUGCUUCAGGGAACCCCUCUUUUCAGACAAAAAUAUAAUGUUCUCAAAUUUA